This is a messenger RNA of Cryptomeria japonica (Japanese cedar), 978 nucleotides long. RefSeq lists its product as uncharacterized. The coding region runs from base 1 to 978 and encodes 325 amino acids. The transcript has a single exon. The record is from RefSeq and is a predicted model, not a curated record. NCBI's taxonomy places the organism in Eukaryota, Viridiplantae, Streptophyta, Pinopsida, Cupressales, Cupressaceae.
AUGGUCUCUCUGUGCCUUGAAUCGAGAGAAUCAGUCCUUUUCUCCAAUGUCUAUGCUCCUAUUGAGUUCCAAGGUAAAGUUCUUGUUUGGAAUAAUGUUCAUUUGGUUCGUAACUUAUUUCCUUACUUGCCAUGGAUUAUUGCGGGAGACUUUAAUGCUAUUCUUGAUUUAACUGAAAAACAGGGGGGUAAUGCAAGACUUGAACCCUCUUCUCUCUUGUUUCGGGAUAAUGUCUCGGAACUUAAUCUUGUGGAUAUCAAGCCUAGCAAUGGUCAAUUCACUUGGAACAAUAGAAGAAUGGGGGAUAGGUGCAUUGCUGAACGUCUAGAUCGCUUCAUGGUAUCCUGUUUUUGGGUGGGUGGAUUGUGGUCUUCCAGCUCAGAGAUAUUAGAUUGGAGAGGAUUAGAUCAUUGGCCCAUAAAACUUGUCAUUUCUUCUGCCCGGUCGCCUCAGAUGCCACCUUUCAAGUUCCAGCUCAUGUGGCUCCGAGACCCAGACCUAUAUGGAUGUGUUGCUGAGUGGUGGAAGGAGGGUAGGCCUGCUUUUGGUAUAGCAAUGUAUAUUUUUGCUAAGCUCCUCCAAUUUGUUAAGUAUCAGCUCAAACGGUGGAACCGGCAAUGCUUCGGAAACAUUUACCAGGCGAAAACAAAGGCUCAAGCGGAAUUGAAUGAUAUUACCAGAUUGAUCAGGGAGGAUGGGGUGUCUGAGUAUUUGUUGCGGGAGGAAGCCAGGGCUUUAAAAACUUUGGAGGAAUGGGAGCUGAGAGAGGAAAUCUUUUGGAAACAAAAAGCUCAGAUUGAGUGGCUUCAAGAGGGUGAUAGGAAUACUGCUUUCUUCUUCAAUUCAGUGAAGGCCAGACAUCAUGGUAAUUCUCUUUCAUCAUUGGUGACUGACAGAGGGGAGGUCCUAUCUUCUGCCCAGGAUAUCUCAAAUGAAGCUGUUCAGUUUUUUGCCUCUUUAUUUAGGGAGGAAUCAUAG